AUUUCUUCUUCACUAAUUACAUACUCACAUAUCACAAUUGUUGUAAAAAGUUGUGAAAAAAUUUUAUACUCCUACAUAUUUUCUACCUGGUGGGCUCUUUUAAAAAGUCCAGCGUCUUAGCUGCUCUUCUGGGAAAGUAGUGGGGCUAUGGGUUUCCAUUCGAUGCUUGUGCUAGUCACCUGGGUUGGUGUGAUGUUAACAGCAAUAAUGGCAGCCGCAGCAAUAGCAUAUCCAUUAGCCUUGCCUAACUGCUCCGACAGCUGUGGGGAUGUAAAAAUUCCAUAUCCCUUUGGGACAACUGAAGGUUGUUACCGGAAACGGUGGAAAGAAAGUAGAAAAUUUUUUAUCAACUGUAGCGAAUCGUACCGCGGCCAACCUCAACCAAUGAUCGGAAACAUCAACGUUACAAGCAUUUCCAUCGAAGGAGAGAUGAACAUCAUGAUGUAUAACUCCAUUAACUGUUACUACCAGUGGGGUACGGCUCUGUCAAAUAACACGGCACCAUGGCUCCAGGUCCCCAGUUUCACGGUUUCUGUCACCAAAAACAAGUUUGUGGCAGUUGGCUGUGACACUUAUGCAUUCCUUAAUGGUACUCUCAGAGAUGCACCGUUUACCAUCGGCUGCCUGUCCAAAUGUAACGACACACGCAAUAUUGUAAAUGGGAAUUGCUCUGGGAUUGGGUGUUGCCAUAUAGAUAUUCCUGAAGGUUUGAAAGAUAUUAGUUUUGCAGCAAAUAGCUUUGAAAAACACAAAGAUGUCUGGUCUUUCAAUCCAUGCAGCUUUGCCUUCAUUAUCCAGAAAGACAAGUUCAGUUUCUCCUCAGCUUAUCUAACCAGUCUACAAAACAAUAGAACCUUGCCAAUGGUUCUUGACUGGGCAAUUGGUAACGAGACGUGUGAAGUUGCUCGAAACAAAAGGAAUUACAUAUGUGGAGCAAAUAGCAAUUGUUCUGAUCUCAACAAUGGUUCUGGGUACCGUUGCAAGUGCAAGAAAGGUUACGAUGGGAACCCAUACCUCAAAGAUGGUUGCCAAGACAUUGACGAAUGCAAGGAGAAAAAAAUAUGCCCGGUGAAACAAAAUUGUUUUAAUGAAGUCGGGAGUUAUCGUUGUUCGUGCAUCAAUGGAUACCAUAAGGUUGAAGAAGUAUGUGUUCCAUCACUAACAAUUUACCUCGCGGUUGGUAUCAGCAUAGUCAGCCUCUUAGUACUGCUUCUGGGAUGUUCCUGGAUAUAUUGGGGAUUGAAAAAAAGAAAGAUCAUCAAACUCAAAGAAAAAUUCUUCCAACAAAAUGGUGGCUUAUUGUUAAAACAGCAACUCUCUAGUCACCAAAAGUCUAUCGAGACAACCAAAAUCUUUACUACAGAAGAGCUCAAAAAGGCCACCAACAACUAUGACGAGAGUAGAGUCCUUGGCCAAGGAGGUUAUGGAACUGUGUAUAGAGGAGUAUUAUCAGAUAACACAGUAGUUGCCAUUAAGAAGUCCAAAAUUGGUGAUCAAAGCCAAAUCGAGCAAUUCAUAAAUGAAAUGAUUGUUCUUACCCAAAUUAACCAUAGGAAUGUGGUUAAGCUAUUUGGUUGUUGCCUAGAAACAAAAGUUCCCUUACUAGUUUAUGAAUUCAUCACAAAUGGGCCUCUUUCCAAUCACAUUCAUGAUAAAAGUCUAUCAUCCUUACUUUCAUGGGAGAAACGCCUGAAAAUUGCAACAGAAAUUGCAGGAGCACUUGCAUACUUGCAUUCAUCAACUUCUAUGUCAAUUAUACACAGAGAUGUGAAAACUGCAAAUAUACUAUUGGAUGAUGAUUAUACAGCAAAAGUGGCUGACUUUGGAGCUUCAAGGCUAGUUCCUCUUGAUCAAACACAAUUGAGCACUUUGGUGCAGGGAACUUUGGGGUACUUGGACCCAGAAUACAUGCAAACUAGCCAACUAACAGAAAAAAGUGAUGUAUAUAGCUUUGGUGUUGUUAUGGCAGAGUUGUUAACAGGUAAGAAGGCACUUUCUUUUGAUAGGCCAGAAAUUGAUAGAAAUCUAGCAAUAUCUUUUGUUUCUGCUAUAAAAGAGGAUCGCCUACUUCAAAUUUUUGAAGAUCACAUUGUUAGUGAGGGCAAUAUUGAGCAACUAAAAGAAAUUGCUAAUCUUGCAAAAAGGUGCCUAAGUUUGAGAGGGGAGGAUAGGCCUUUCAUGAAAGAAGUGGCAAAGGAGCUAGAAAGAUUGAGAAGUAUGGAAAAAACUCGAUUGGGAAACAUUGAUGUCGUUGGAAAAAAGACAGAAUACUUGCUUAGUGCAACUAGUCAUUCUUUCAACAUUGAUGUUGGCACUGGUUGUUCUACUAGUACAACUGCCGAGUAUGAUAGCAUCACAGAGCAAGUAUUGAAAUCUGUGGAAGAUGGGAGAUAGUUGCUUAGUUCUAGGUAAUAUAUUUGUAUCAAUUGAUAAUUGAAUUUGAUAUGGUAUUAUAAUGAGCUACCUAAUUCUGAAGUAUGUAUUCAACUCACAAAGUUGGGAGUUUUAAAGUUGUUUGGAAGUGUAGUAAUAUGUUUGUUUUGUAAGUGUUUUGACUAUUGGAAGUGUAGUAAUCAUGGAAGUAGUUUUUUGUUAAGGACUGUUAUGUAUGUAUCAAUGGCAAAGAUGUAGGUUUCCUAAUUA
This is a messenger RNA of Quercus lobata, 2643 nucleotides long. RefSeq names its product putative wall-associated receptor kinase-like 16. Gene Ontology annotation, molecular function: calcium ion binding; polysaccharide binding; ATP binding. Gene Ontology annotation, cellular component: plasma membrane. The record is from RefSeq and is a predicted model, not a curated record. Gene Ontology annotation, biological process: cell surface receptor signaling pathway; protein phosphorylation. Lineage: Eukaryota; Viridiplantae; Streptophyta; Magnoliopsida; Fagales; Fagaceae. Bases 148 to 2394 code for a protein of 748 amino acids. The transcript is spliced from 3 exons.